This is a messenger RNA of Drosophila miranda, 2464 nucleotides long. Its product is annotated as extensin-3. Lineage: Eukaryota; Metazoa; Arthropoda; Insecta; Diptera; Drosophilidae. The record is from RefSeq and is a predicted model, not a curated record. Bases 202 to 2196 code for a protein of 664 amino acids. The transcript has 4 exons.
UUGUUAUUUGAACUUCAAAUUUGCUCGAGUUCGCAUCGUUGUCGUUCGAGUCGCUAGCGAAACGCGCGCGUUUUCUUAGCGUUUUCUGCAGCCUAUACGCCCUAUACGUGUUUGUGUGUGAUUUUGCUUACAAGUGCUGACGCAAGUGCCUGAGCGAUUUGUGGAUCCGAUCCGUUCGCGUUGUUGCAUCACGAAUCGAGAAUGAAGACGCAACACCGACUACUCUGCUUGGCUCUGAUCGCCCUCAGUUCCUCUGCCCUGGCACAGGAAUACGGAGGAUACGACUAUCCAGUACCGAAGGUUUCCUUUUCGGACGGCUACUCCUAUCCGAAGCCGGCCAUACCGUUCCCACCGCCAGCGCCCACAGUGAGCAGCGGAUACUCGUAUCCAAAGCCAUUGGUGCCAUUCGUGCCGGAACAGCCCAAGUACAGGCCGCCGGUGCAGCAGAUCAUUCCACAGGAGCCGAAGCUGGUUCAGGGAUACUCCUACCCGAAACCAGCGCUGCCAUUCCCACCGCCGACGCAGCCCCAGCAGAUCAGAGUGACCGCGCCGCCGGCGCCAUCAGCAGGAUACGCUUAUCCCACGCCCUCGAUUCCCUUCCCACCACCACCACCCAGGACUCCUCCCCCACAGCCGAAGCAGCAGGGCUACGACUAUCCCAAACCCAGAAUCCCAUUCCCAGCUCCCACUCUCCCACCCCAGAAAUACCUGCCUCCUGUGACGACUGCGAGCCCACCAGUGCCCAAGUACCUGCCCCCAGUGCAACCACAGCCCACGUAUCUGCCACCACCUCAGCAGAAGCAGCAGGGAUACGACUAUCCCAAGCCAGCCAUUCCGUUCCCACCUCCGACGAAUCCACCACAGAAAUUCUUGCCCCCCGUGACGCCUACGAAGCCGCCACAGCCGAAAUACUUGCCACCAGUCAUCAAACCAACACUCCCACCCCAGCCAAAGUACCUGCCGCCACCACCUCAACCCAAACAGGGCUAUGAGUAUCCCAAGCCAAUCGUUCCAUUCCCACCAGCAACGAAUCCACCACCACAGCCCAAGCAGGGCUACGACUAUCCCAAGCCAGCCAUCCCAUUCCCACCACCCACCAAUCCCCCACAGAAUUACCUUCCUCCCGUUGUCCCAACCAAACCACCGCAACCCAAGUACUUGCCUCCUGUAAAGCCCACUAGCCCACCACAGCCGAAAUACCUGCCUCCUCCUCCCCAACCCAAACAGGGUUAUGAGUAUCCCAAGCCCGCCGUUCCAUUCCCACCACCACAGAAAUAUUUACCACCAGCAACCACCCAGGCACCACAGCCCAAAUACCUACCUCCCGUCCAAGCCACUUUGCCGCCACAGCCCAAGUAUCUGCCACCUCCUCAACCCAAACAGGGUUAUGAGUAUCCCAAGCCCGCCAUUCCAUUCCCACCACCGACCAAUCCACCACAGAAAUAUUUACCUCCUCCCGUAAGCACAACUGCACAGCCGGCGCCAAGGUACUUGCCCCCAACAAACCCACCGCAGCCCAAGUACCUGCCACCUGUGCAACCAACCAGCCCACCGCAGCCGAAGUACCUCCCACCACCGCAGCCCAAACAGGGCUAUGAGUAUCCCAAGCCAGCCAUCCCAUUCCCACCCCCCACUAAUCCUCCUCAGAAGUACUUGCCUCCCGUUAGGGUAACCAUCCCCCCACAACCCAAGUACCUGCCUCCUCCCGUAAAGGCAACCCUCCCACCACAGCCUAAAUAUCUGCCGCCCCCGCAACCAAAGCAGGGCUACGAGUACCCCAAACCCGCAAUUCCCUUCCCACCACCAACGAAUCCACCUCAGAAAUACUUGCCACCCAUCACCACCACCACACCUGCGCCACAACCACCCAAGUACCUGCCACCCCCGCAACCCAAACAGGGCUAUGAGUAUCCCAAGCCAAUUGUUCCAUUCCCACCAGCAACGAAUCCACCACCACAGCCCAAACAGGGCUACGACUAUCCCAAGCCAGCCAUCCCAUUCCCACCACCCACCAAUCCCCCACAGAAAUACCUUCCUCCCGUUGUGCCCACCAGCCCACCACAGCCCAAGUACCUCCCCCCACCACAGCCUAAGCAGGGAUACGAGUAUCCCACGCCAGUCAUUCCAUUCCCACCUCCCUCGCCCAAGACCGAGGGCUACUCAUAUCCGAAGCCAGCGAUCGCCUUUGAUUUCUGAUCCCUCAUCCGUCGCCCCUCCACCCCUGCACCGAUCACUGAUCAAAUGACACGAUUGCCUCUGUGUGCGCAUAGUGAUCCUUAGGAACGUACGAAAUUGAAUAUUUGUAAUUAACUGUAAUAAUUUAAUUUAAUACUUAAUUUUAAUGAUAUACCAGGGUCCUGCCUGCGAACUCUACGAUCGAACUUAGUCAUUAAAAUAUGUUUAUUAAUUUUUUUUUAAAGAUUACGCAGCGCUGCCGAAAUUAAACGACCUAUGUGAAUGUUAA